Molecule: messenger RNA, 2468 nt
Organism: Cucurbita maxima (winter squash)
Lineage: Eukaryota; Viridiplantae; Streptophyta; Magnoliopsida; Cucurbitales; Cucurbitaceae
Product: actin-interacting protein 1-2-like
Exons: 6
Coding region: 166-2001 (611 amino acids)
Biological process (GO): actin filament depolymerization; positive regulation of actin filament depolymerization
Cellular component (GO): cortical actin cytoskeleton
Molecular function (GO): actin filament binding
Source: RefSeq, a predicted model, not a curated record
AAUUCUGUAAGAGCUCUCUUUCAUUACCGUUAUCGUCCUCUUCGUGAGCUUCACGGUCACAGUUCCAGAUGCAACCACCUUCAAAUUGAUCUUCCUUUUCGCCAUUUUCAUCACAUUUUCUUCUUAUUCUUCUUCUUCUUCUUCUUCUUCUUCAUCUCUCUUACCAUGGCGACACCGGAGCUUUCUGAGACUUACGCAUGCAUGCCAUCCACCGAGCGAGGCCGAGGAAUUUUGAUCUCCGGCCACCCUAAAACCAACUCUGUUCUCUACACCAAUGGUCGAUCCGUCAUGAUGCUCAAUCUUGACAACCCGCUCGAGGUCUCUGUCUAUGCCGAGCACGGGUAUCCGGCUACGGUCGCCAGGUACUCGCCGAAUGGGGAGUGGAUUGCGUCUGCUGAUGUGUCCGGGGUUAUGAGGCUUUGGGGCACUCAUAGUGGGUUUGUGCUCAAGAACGAGUAUAAGGUUUUGUCUGGGCGGAUCGAUGAUUUGCAAUGGUCUCCUGAUGGAAUGAGGAUUGUGGCUUGUGGUGAGGGAAAGGGGAAAUCGUUCGUGCGUGCUUUUAUGUGGGAUUCGGGCUCGAAUGUUGGCGAGUUUGAUGGUCAUUCUAGGCGUGUUUUAAGCUGUGCAUUUAAGCCAACAAGACCCUUUCGCAUUGCCACCUGCGGAGAGGAUUUCCUAGUAAAUUUUUAUGAAGGACCGCCGUUUAGAUUUAAGCAAUCUCUUAGGGACCAUUCAAAUUUUGUCAACUGUAUAAGGUUCUCUCCAGAUGGCAGCAAGUUCAUUAGUGUGAGCUCUGACAAGAAGGGUAUAUUAUAUGAUGCGAAGACUGCGGAUAAGAUUGGAGAACUUUCUUCCGAUGAUGGGCAUAAAGGAAGUAUUUAUGCUGUCAGCUGGAGUCCGGAUGGGAAACAGGUGUUGACUGUCUCUGCCGACAAGACAGCAAAAGUCUGGGGGAUAUCUGAUGAGGGUAAUGGGACGUUAGAGAAAACCUUGACUUCUCAUUGCUCGGGUGGGGUUGAUGAUAUGCUAGUUGGGUGUUUAUGGCAGAAUCAACAUCUUGUCACAGUUUCUCUUGGUGGAACUAUUAGUUUGUUUUCAGCCAGUGAUCUAGAUAAAUCCCCUGUCAUCUUAUUUGGACAUAUGAAAAAUGUUACUUCAUUAGUUGUUCUUAAAAGUGACCCUAAAGUGAUAUUAUCAACUAGCUACGAUGGCCGGAUCAUUAAAUGGAUUCAAGGUAUUGGAUACAGUGGCAAGUUGCAAAGAAAAGAAAAUUCUCAAAUCAAAUGUCUUGCAGCUCUUGAAGAUGAACUUGUUACGUCCGGUUUUGACAAUAAGGUAUGGAGAGUUUCCAUCAAGGAUGGUCAGUGUGGGGAGGCAGAGGCUAUUGAUGUUGGGAGUCAACCAAAGGAUUUGACUCUUGCUGCUGUUUCUCCUGAACUUGCUUUGGUUUCAAUUGAUACUGGAGUUGUCUUACUGCGUGGCUCAAAUAUAGUGUCAACCAUCAACCUUGGGUUUACCGUGACAGCAUCAGUACUUGCGCCUGAUGGAAGUGAGGUUAUUGUAGGUGGGCAAGAUGGUAAAUUACACAUUUAUUCCGUCGCAGACGACUCCCUCACUGAAGAAGCAACAAUUGAGAAACACAGAGGAGCUAUUAGUGUGAUACGCUACUCCCCGGAUCUUACAAUGUUUGCAUCAGGAGAUCUCAACCGAGAAGCUAUUGUUUGGGAUCGUGCAACCCGAGAGGUGAAACUUAAGAACAUGUUGUUUCACACUGCUCGUAUAAAUUGCCUCGACUGGUCUCCUGAUAACACAAAGGUUGCGACUGGUUCAUUAGAUACAUGUGUCAUCAUUUAUGAAGUUGACAAGCCAGCAUCCAGCCGUCUAACAGUAAAGGGAGCUCAUUUGGGUGGGGUGUACGGACUGGCAUUCACGGAUGAUUACAGCGUGGUGAGCUCUGGUGAGGACGCUUGUGUUCGUGUUUGGAAAUUAGAUCCUCAGUGAUAUCUGCUGGAUAAAGAGAUGUCCAGGUGAAUAUUUUGAAUUGCUGGGUUUUGUUUUUUUGAGCUUUUAAGUUUCUUUCAUUUAGUGGACUAGAAUGCUGGAUUUUAAGAGCCUGCUUCUCUUGUUUUUUUUGGUCAUUGAGGCGCACCCGGUUAUCUUGAUAGAAUGAUGAUGCUUUGAGCUCGUUGCAGCUUGAAAUUGGUUUUGCUUUCUCGUUGUUGGUCUUCAAAAUUGAUUUUUUGUACAGUUUCAAUGAUGAUUAUGAGGUAUGAUAGCAGCGAAGAAUUUGAGUCAGCUGCAAUGGCUAAUGUUUGAUGGAACUUUUUGGUUUUCAGCCAAGAUUUUUGAUUCCAUUUUCUUCUGGCCGCUGUUAAUGAUGGUAGUGGAAGGGGGGUUGUUUAUUCUGCCAAGUGCUGAAGUGUAUAAAUAAAUAUGAAGCUGUAUUCAUUUAAAUAUUCUUUUUGGUA